Molecule: messenger RNA, 933 nt
Organism: Chenopodium quinoa (quinoa)
Lineage: Eukaryota; Viridiplantae; Streptophyta; Magnoliopsida; Caryophyllales; Amaranthaceae
Exons: 4
Source: RefSeq, a predicted model, not a curated record
AUGGACAUAUUGACUGAUCCUUUCUUUUCUUCCAUUCUUGAUGAUUCUUUACUUUCUUUGGAAAAUAUGCUAAAUUCAAGCUCAGAACCUUCCUGUUAUAAUGAGGCAAAGUAUAAUCUUGAGUGGAUUAUUGCUAUGAAUAAGGAGUUAGAUGCACUUGAAUUGAAUAAAACUUGGGAAGUUAAUAAUUUACCUUCUGGUAAAUCUGCUAUUGGAUGUAAAUGGGUUUAUAAAACCAAGUUGAAUCUUGAUGGUACAUUGGAUAUAAAUAAUGCUUUUUUGCAUGGUUACAUUGAUGAGGAAGUUUACAUGAAGCCACCUUUGGAUUAUAAAGUUGAACCAGGAAAGGGAUUGGUUUCCAGAAAUAGUAAGGGCAUUCUUCUAAGCCAAAGGAAGUAUGUACUUGAUAUGCUUCAGGAAACUCAACUUGAACACUGUAAAUCAGUUGACUUUCCUUUUCCCAGAGGUGUGAAGCUUAGUGCAUUUGAUGGUGAUUUAUUACUGGAUCCUGAGACAUAUAGAAGAAUGAAGACUAAGAAACAAAAAAUUGUUUCAAAAAGUUCCACAGAGGCAGAAUACAGGUCUAUGAGUCAAACUGCUAGUGAGAUUGUUUGGUUGAAGAGAAUCCUGAAUGAAUUGAAGAUUGAAGUUCCUACUCCUAUUUCUUUGAUAUGUGAUAAUAAUUUAGCUAAACUUAUUGCUGAAAAUCCUUGUUUUCAUGAGAAAACAAAACAUCUCAGAACUAAACAUCAGAAAAUGGAUGUUCAUUAUAUCAGGGAACAAGUACAGGAAGGUUUGAUCAAAUUGUUUCACAUCAAGUCUGCUUCACAAAUAGCUGAUAUUAUGACAAAAGCACUAGGAGCUGAUCAACAUAGAAAUCUUUAUACUCAACUAGGAUUAGUUGUUAGUUCAGGCUUUCAAGAUUGGCCUGGU